Haemonchus placei is the source of this 540-nucleotide messenger RNA. The record is from the annotation of a GenBank genome assembly. Lineage: Eukaryota; Metazoa; Nematoda; Chromadorea; Rhabditida; Trichostrongylidae.
CUGAAUUUUAGUGAGGAAUAUGGUAGCGACAGCGAGCGACCGCCAGCGAUAAUCGCUGAAGACGAUGCGGACGAGAAAGUAUGCGUACAUGUAGAGAAGCCAGCGAUUCAACCGGAAGACGAGGAGUUCAUGCGUCAGUUGGAUAGGAUGCUGGCCGACCAAAUUAAGGUAGUACCUCAACAGACAUCCGUGGCAGCAGCAGCGAAUCCCUCAGUGGACAUGACGGUGCCGGCAGCAGUUCGAAAUCGAUUCCAACGACAAAUCUGUUUUGAAGACUCCCCAGGAGGGUCGAAAAACGAGAAUGCUAAACCCUCUAUGAAGGUCUCGUUAAUGGCAAGAGGCAAAGGCAACAAGCUGGUUUUGAAAACGGUCUCAAUAGAAGAAUCAGCUUUACAUGAGGCCUGGAAGAAGGAACGAGAACGCGAAGAAGUGGAGCGAGCCGACAUCAAACGAGUCACCUUGGGCCACACAGCGCGUAUCUUUGCCGAGGAAGAGCAGGAGAUGCGGCAACAAAUCUACUCGCACAGCAGAUUCAACUAG